Messenger RNA from Apis mellifera (honey bee), 2294 nucleotides. It is a transcript of the gene Lnk, whose product is annotated as SH2B adapter protein 1. Gene Ontology annotation, biological process: intracellular signal transduction. Gene Ontology annotation, cellular component: plasma membrane. Gene Ontology annotation, molecular function: transmembrane receptor protein tyrosine kinase adaptor activity. The transcript is spliced from 5 exons. NCBI's taxonomy places the organism in Eukaryota, Metazoa, Arthropoda, Insecta, Hymenoptera, Apidae. Bases 215 to 1930 code for a protein of 571 amino acids. The record is from RefSeq and is a predicted model, not a curated record.
UAUUAUAUUAUCUUGUGUUUGAUCAUAUAUACGACAAAAUUUGGUAUAUAUACAUAUAUAUAUGUAUAUAUACUUAUUAUUAUAUCUAUAUGUACAUGUAUAUAUCGCGUGUGCUUUCUAUACAUAGAGUAUUACGAUUGUGUUAAGAGUUUUGUAGUGGUUGUAUAGUGGCAGGGGGAGGUCCUUAGCCCCCUUCGUGAGGCACACGCCGGUAAUGAGUGUUUAUACCAUAACUGCGGCGACACCAACAACGAGUACAAUAAUAUCAACAACAACGGCGACGACAACAACAGCGGUAACAGUAACGACGACGGCUACGCCAACAACAACGGCGCCGGCGGUUGCCGUGUCGCCUGAAGCUGCACCUGGUUGGAUAGAAUUUUGUGAGAGACACGCCCGCGCUUCGGCUUCUGAUUUUGCUAAAGCUUUCUGUACCUAUGUCAGUUUAAAUUUACCUGAAAGUGCUAGAUUAAAUCUUUCUCAUCAUGAUUUUUUAAAAAAAUUUGUUGAAAGUUUUUGUGAACACUUUGAAAACGAAUAUCUACGUCGUACAGUUAGAUCACCAUCUUUGUAUGAUACAAGACAUAAUGCAACUAAUGAUAGAGAUAUUAAUGCUAUAAGUCAAAAUAAUAAUGCUCCUAUUCGUAUAUCAUCUCAUGAAGAAUUCAGUGAUUACUCUGAACAUGAUGGAGAUGCAAUAUCACCAAAACCAUCACACAAACCAUUUUUCCGUCGUUUAUCUUUUAAAGGACUUAAAAAAGGAAAAAGUCUUUUUCAUAAACAACAAAGUGAUGAAGUGGAAUUAUCUCAUAGUGAACAUCGUAGAGAUAAACAUUCAAAAGCUAAACUUUCUAAGAUUGUAGUAGAAUGUAGAAAAGAAGGCAUUGUUAAUUCUUUAAUGGGGGAGAAUAUUGAUGGAACUCAAAAAUGGGAAAAAUCUAGACUUGCUUUAAUAAAAGCAAUUGGUGGAUAUAUGUUAGAAUUUUAUUCUCCUCCAAAAGCAGUAAAACCACGUAGUGGUGUCUUUUGUUCUGCAAUUACUGAAGCCAGAGAAACAACUGCAUUAGAAAUGCCAGAUCAUGAAAAUACUUUUGUAUUAAAGACACAAAAUAUGGAAUUUGUAAUAGAAGCUCAUGAUUCGAAUGAUAUGAGAUCAUGGUUAGCUACUAUUAAAUAUUGUAUGCGUACAGUACAACAAAAUUCUAUUAAUCCCAAUUCUGGAAUAGAGGCUACUGGAGAAUCUUUAGGUCAUGCUUCAUUAGCUAUUAGUAAUGAAGGAGAUAGAUUAAGAACUAAUUCUGCAAGUAAAAGUUCCCGAUCUACUUCCCAUGAACAUGGAGAUGAAAUAGGUAGCAAUCCUCCAGAAAUACCUCCUAGACUUCGUAUAAGAAGUAAUAGUAAUUUGGAAUUAUGUUCAUCACAACAAGAUAUUGAACAAUUAAAUGUAAAUGAUGGUGAAUUAGAUUUAUCAAGUAGUUUAAGAGAAUAUCCAUGGUUUCAUGGAACUCUUCCUAGAUCAGAUGCGGCACAAUUAGUUUUACAUAGUGCUGCUAAUGGUCAUGGUGUGUUUCUUGUUCGACAAAGUGAAACAAGAAAAGGAGAAUUUGUAUUAACUUUUAAUUUUCAAGGUAGAGCAAAGCAUUUACGUAUGACAUUAAAUGAUCAAGGACAUUGUCGUGUUCAGCAUCUUUGUUUUCCUGCUAUAUAUGAUAUGCUUGAACAUUUUCGUCAGAAUGCCAUACCUCUUGAAUCUGGUGGAACAGCAGAUGUAACUCUCACAGAAUUUGUUGUGGCAAAUCAUGCAAUACGAUCAGCACAUCAUAAUGUAUCUGGAAUAAAUCAACAACAAUUACAAGAAAGAAGACCUCCAGUUGCUCCAGAGCCAAGAGAAGUAAGAGUCAGCAGUGGAAGUCUAACUCCUCUUGAGUGAACGCGAGUGGCCAACACCCACAGUCUGAAGUCUAAUCUACAGACAGUGCGCACAUAUGGAGGUUCUAUAAGAACACGUACAGAAUCACUGGAAAGACUGGAACAACAAAACACCAUUACAGAACAACAAAGUUCAUCAUCAACUAGUGGUAGAGCAAUUCAAAAUACUUAUAGUUUUCUUUGACGUUGGAUCCACAAUACUCUACCAUCGGGUUACAAUCCAGUUAGUCCUUUAGAUUAAGUAGUUUCUCCAUUAAUUUAGAAAAUCAAGUUAAUUUUUAGUUGAACUUAUUAUUGUUAUUAUAAACUGUCAUUCUAAAGUGUACGAUUUUACUUAUGCAAAUAAUGUAUUUUUUAAUCAAUUA